Molecule: messenger RNA, 2974 nt
Organism: Ochlerotatus camptorhynchus
Lineage: Eukaryota; Metazoa; Arthropoda; Insecta; Diptera; Culicidae
Gene: PIG-G
Product: phosphatidylinositol glycan anchor biosynthesis class G
Exons: 9
Coding region: 118-2910 (930 amino acids)
Biological process (GO): GPI anchor biosynthetic process
Cellular component (GO): endoplasmic reticulum membrane
Source: RefSeq, a predicted model, not a curated record
UAUCGGAUGACAGUUCUCGCACAGCCGACAACAACAUAGCAGAAUAACACGAACUUGGCGAUUUUCAAAUAUACUUUCAUCAUUCCUAAAAUGUAAAAAUGAUCAGAAUUUAUCAAAAUGAUAGUUAGAAUCAAAUACGUUACCGUGUACCUUUUCUUGGUUUUCGUGUUUUCGCUUGUUCUGUUUUGUUAUGGAUUUUUCCCUCUGUCCUUUUCACCAUCUACCAAAUCCAGUAUUACCGAUCUACCGGGAUCGUUGGACAAUGUCAAGCUCAACCCAGAAACAUACAAGCCACGGAACUCCCGUGCCGUGCUCAUGGUGAUAGAUGCGCUUCGAAUGGAUUUCAUUGCCAAUAAGGAAAGCAUGCCAUUUUUAAAUAAACUGAUUGAAGAUGGAUUUGCCUGCCAGUAUCAGCUACAAGUUCAUCCACCCACCGUGACAAUGCCCCGAAUCAAAGCAAUGACCUCAGGUGCUAUUCCAAGCUUCCUGGAUGUAAUAUUGAAUCUGGGAAGUCCACAGAUGACUUUAGAUACCUUUCUAUACCAAAUGGUACACCAACAGCGGCGUUUAGUGUUUUACGGAGAUAACACUUGGACUAACAUGUUUCCGGAUAUGUUUCUAAGGAAAGGAGAAAAUGUGGAUUCACUGUAUGUGAACGAUUUCUACGAGGGCGACAGAAACAUAACUUCAAAAAUGCGGUCUGAAUUCCGCAAGUACGACUGGAAGAUGAUGGUUUUGCAUUUUCUUGGUUUGGAUCAUAUCGGUCAUGUAGAAGGGCCAUUCAGUGAUAAAGUACCGGGAAAACUGAAGGAGAUGGACAGUAUCGUUAAGGAAAUCCAUGGAGCUAUGGAAAUAUGGAAUGAAAAAUUUCACUCCAAAUCUUUACUGGUCAUCACUGGAGACCAUGGAAUGCGUGACUCGGGAGGACAUGGAGGAUCGACACACCCGGAAACAAAUGUACCACUCAUAAUACUGGGCAACAAUUGCACACAAAGCACUAAAACAUAUCUACAAAUUGACAUGGCUCCCACUUUUGCUGUGCUCAUGGGUGUAGCCAUUCCAUUUUCAUCUAUAGGAUCGCUUAUCGAUCCAGUCCUCAAUAAUGUUCCUCAUGUAGACCGAUUGUACGCCCACUACUACAACACCAAAAGAAUGAUUGAAAAAUCACAAGUAUUCUACGGAAGUAGACUCAAAGAACAGGAAUUUUUCGUUCAGUACAAAGAAGCCAAGCUUCUCCAUACCAUGUAUUUGGAGCACCAGGAUGACAUGACAAUACUACAAAAAGCUAUAGAGAAAUAUACGAUUGCCAGCCGAAACUUGUCGAGGCUUCUCAUCAAAAACUACAUACGCUAUGACAUGCUUAGCAUUGCAAUUGGUAUUUUACUAAGCGUAACGACCACCGUUUUAACUGCUCUACUGUCUUUGAUACCUCAUCAAACCGAACAAAUCCAUCUUUAUCCUAAGUUCACCAAAUGGAUAGUUCUUGUUACUAUUGGUCUAAUUGGCAAAUACUAUCUCCAAACGUUCGGCGAAAUAGAAUCAAGUUUGCUCCAAAACAGCUUCAUCUGCCAUGCGUUAUUGGUACUAACAUGCACAAUCUUCGUAAUUAAUUGGAGCCUUCUGGAUGGAUUUCUUCCUUUACUAGAUAAAAACAAUCAUCUAACGAAACUUAGUUUACCUGGUGGACUGCUGCUGUUUGGCACCAUUUUCCAUAUGCUAUCAUUAUCAAGUAGCUCUUUUAUCGAGGAAGAACAUCAACUUUGGUACUAUUUCAACAAUUCGUUAUUCCUUUUGAUAACACUGAUCGAACUAAGGAUAAUGAAUCGAACGAUAGGACAGAUCGACAAUGCCAAAACCAACGAGAUGCUGUUGUCGCACUGCCGGCGCGAAAGGGGCGAGUUCUGCAUCAGUGCAAUGCUGUUUUUCGUUGGCCAUAUCAUGCUUCGCCGUUGGAACCAAACGGGCGAUAAAUGGCAGCAUAUUGCAGACGUCGGAGAUUGGCUUGGAAAGCAGGAGAAUAACUUCUGGUUGAGUUUAAUGUUGUUUUUCGGAUUAUGCUACCUUUUACUUUCCAUCGUUCGAUUCUGCGGAUUUCUAACUGGAAUCCUGAGUAUGACGGCCAGUAUUCUAAUCUAUUACUACAGGCUCAUGACAGGAAUUGUUAGGCUGUGGGACAUUGUUCCGACGAAGACAAACAUAUGCCUCAUCAUUUUCUGGAUCAACCUACUGGAAAUAUUGCUAAUAGGCUUUCUACCAAAACUGUAUCGAACUGUGAUGGGCAAACCAGGACCAAAAUCUAGUCAAAUGUUAGUCAAUGUCAUAUGCGUAACGUUGCUGCUCUCUGCACUAAUUCAUAAGCCACAUAACGUUAUUUUAGUAGCGUCAAUCGUGUCUUCUAGUCGUUAUUUAGUUGAGAGAAUAGAUCACAUAGCGGAAAGUAAAACGGAAAACUUGCUGCUAAAGAUUGUUACUCACGUGUGGAUGGGAAAGCUGUUCUAUUUUUAUCAGGGUAAUUCCAAUAAUUUGGCAACCGUUGAUCUCAAUGCAGGAUAUGUUGGCUUGAGCAGUUUCAACUUUACUCGUGUUGGAUUGUUCCUCACGCUCAACACAUUCAACGGUCAAAUUCUUAGUUAUCUCAUGCUGGUGUAUCAUCUGAUGAAUGGAAUUCUGCGAGAACCAACUAUUAAAUCCAUUGCAGUUGAGCAAAGUAGAAUAAUUGUAAAGCAAUCUUCGCUUAAACUACUGAGUCUAUUACUAAUGGCUCCACUAACGUUCUAUUUAAUAAUAGUGACAUUGAUGCGAAAUCACAUCUUUGUAUGGACCGUUUUCUCGCCAAAAAUCAUCUACGACUGCUUCUAUACUGUGUUAGUCUUGAUUCAGAUAAUAGUGCUCAAUUUUAUGUUCAAGUAACUUAAUUAAUGUGAUGCAAUAAAAGGAAUAGUUCGGAUCAAUGGAACAACGCCAACUUGCGGUA